This is a messenger RNA of Dromiciops gliroides (monito del monte), 1269 nucleotides long. It is a transcript of the gene UBE2V2, whose product is annotated as ubiquitin conjugating enzyme E2 V2. Lineage: Eukaryota; Metazoa; Chordata; Mammalia; Microbiotheria; Microbiotheriidae. The transcript has 4 exons. Gene Ontology annotation, cellular component: nucleus. Bases 87 to 524 code for a protein of 145 amino acids. Gene Ontology annotation, biological process: DNA damage tolerance; protein K63-linked ubiquitination. The record is from RefSeq and is a predicted model, not a curated record.
GCGACGCGCGCGCGCGCCCGGAAGUGACGCCGCAUGACGCGGUGGGGCGCGUGCAGGGCGGCAGAAGUCCGGGGUUGCAGGAGAAGAUGGCGGUCUCCACAGGAGUUAAAGUUCCACGUAAUUUUCGCUUGUUAGAAGAACUUGAAGAAGGCCAAAAAGGAGUAGGCGAUGGUACAGUUAGCUGGGGACUUGAAGAUGAUGAAGAUAUGACACUUACAAGGUGGACAGGCAUGAUUAUUGGGCCACCAAGGACAAACUAUGAAAACAGAAUAUACAGUCUGAAAGUAGAGUGUGGACCUAAAUACCCAGAAGCACCUCCAACAGUUAGAUUUGUAACAAAAAUUAAUAUGAAUGGGAUAAAUAAUUCCAAUGGAAUGGUGGAUGCGCGGAGCAUACCAGUUUUAGCAAAAUGGCAAAAUUCUUAUAGCAUUAAAGUUGUACUUCAAGAGCUAAGGCGUCUAAUGAUGUCCAAAGAAAACAUGAAGCUUCCACAACCUCCAGAAGGACAAACAUACAGCAAUUAAUUUUAACAAAUCUCAAACUUAUCUAAACCAACAACCUUCUACUCAUGUUAAUGUCUUGAUUAAAUCUCACAAUGCAAAACCCACACAUUAAAAGAAUUCCAGCUGGUAUACAUGACCUGGACAUUUGUAAGAAUAUAUUUAAUAUAUGUACACCCGUUAUGUUUUCAGGCACAAUGGGAAGAAAAAUGCAGCACAAUUUUUUUUUUCUCUUAUCAAGGCACUACCAUUUAAGCAUAAACCUGGAGUACUACAAAUGGAAUUCAGGUUUUACAAGAUGAAAGCAUGACAAGAAGUGUCAGAUUGCUGUGGAGUAAUGUAUGUUUCAGAAAUCUAAUUUCUCAAGGAGGAAAAUUAUAAAUGGCAUGCUUGAUCCAUCUUGCUUAGUGAAAGAGCUGCAAUUUAAAUUGUUUAAAGUAGCAGGUACAAUAAAUACUGUUGCUAAUUUUGUUUAAUUUUUGAAGAGGUGUGGGUACCGACUACUAGUAGUAACAAAGAGUAUGUUCAGGAUUGUUUUGAUACCUGUAUUUAUAAAAAGGGGGGAGGGAGUGAGGGAGGGAGAUGGAUUUCUGUUUUAAAGCAGCUCCUGUGUGUUACAUGUAACAGACAUGGUAAAUACUUGUUUACAGUCUUUGUUCUGAUAAACCAUGAAUUUAAGUUUAAGUGAAAAAACAAAGGAAAUAGGUGUAUGGAUAUGUGAUUCUGAGAUUAAAGUUAGUCUUAAAAUGUAAAUAAAAUGUGGAAAGUA